AUCAAAUCUCCAAACUUUUUUAUUUGUUUUCUCUAAUAUUCAAUAGCUUCUUUUUACUAUAAAUCUUAUAAUUUCCUCGUCAUUGUUGUGUUCAUCUCAUUGUUGGUGUGUUUAUUGAAGUUGUUUAUUAAAUGGACGCUGGUGCUUUAAACUCAGUGAUCAAUAGACUGCUUGAAGCCAGAGACAAACCUGGAAAGAUUGUUCAGUUGUCUGAAACUGAGAUCAAACAGCUCUGUUUCGUCUCUAGAGAUAUCUUCUUGAGACAGCCAAAUCUCUUGGAACUAGAAGCUCCUGUCAAGAUAUGCGGGGACAUUCAUGGACAAUACCCGGAUCUCUUGAGACUAUUCGAACACGGAGGAUACCCUCCUCGCUCAAACUACUUGUUUCUUGGAGAUUACGUUGAUCGUGGCAAACAAAGCCUUGAAACGAUCUGUCUCUUGCUCGCUUACAAGAUCAAGUUCCCUGAAAAUUUCUUCCUUCUUAGAGGAAACCACGAAAGUGCUUCAAUCAAUCGUAUCUACGGCUUCUACGACGAGUGUAAACGCCGUUUCAGUGUCAAGAUUUGGAGAAUCUUCACCGAUUGCUUCAAUUGUCUCCCCGUGGCUGCACUCAUCGACGACAGGAUUCUAUGUAUGCACGGUGGACUCUCCCCGGAGCUGCGUAGCUUGAGACAGAUUAGGGACAUUCGUCGUCCAACGGAUAUUCCUGAUCGUGGUUUGCUCUGUGAUCUCUUGUGGUGUGACCCUGAUAAAAACGUUAGAGGAUGGGGUCCUAACGAUCGUGGAGUCUCCUACACUUUUGGGUCGGAUACAGUUUCAGAGUUUCUCAAAAGACUCGAUCUUGACCUAAUCUGUAGGGCUCAUCAGGUUGUUGAAGAUGGGUUUGAGUUCUUUGCGAAUAAGCAGCUCGUGACGAUAUUCUCAGCUCCGAAUUACUGUGGAGAGUUCGACAAUGCAGGUGCGAUGAUGAGUGUAGACGAGGAUUUGAUUUGCUCUUUUCAGAUCUUAAAACCUAUUGAGAAGAAAUCAAAAUUCAGCUUUGGAAGCAGAGGUGGUGUUAAAACUACAUUCCCUUAUCCUAAAGUCAAGGUACAUAUUAUUCCCAUAAUCUUUUCAGUUUCUGGAGUCAAAUGUAUAGUUUUGGUUGUGGUGAAGAUUUAAAGGAUUCGAUUAAAUGGUUAUGUUUUUUGAAACAUAAUAAUGUCAUAUUGAUAUUGAUAAACAUAUAUUUAAAUAUGUGUGUGUGUGUGUGAAAUGCAUAAAUGCAGGUUUCUAUUACUUUGUUACAAUGAUUUAUGUGUAUUAUGUGUAUACAUAUGUUUUAAUGAUUUAAUAAGAUCUAAGCUUUGAAUCUGCUUUUUCUUUUGCUUUCAAACUAGUAGAAAGAUAAAAUAAAAUGGGUCAACUACGUUGUUAACUAAAAAACCUUAAAUGUCAUGCUAGUUUCACCGUGUUAACUUUAUUCGAUCAAGUCAAUGUAUUUUUGAGUUUAUUUUAGCUCCAGU
This is a messenger RNA of Eruca vesicaria subsp. sativa (arugula), 1504 nucleotides long. The record is from the annotation of a GenBank genome assembly. NCBI's taxonomy places the organism in Eukaryota, Viridiplantae, Streptophyta, Magnoliopsida, Brassicales, Brassicaceae.